AUCUAUUGUAUCCAUAGUCAUUAAAAAAACAACGUUUUUGAAGUUGAUAAACUUUCAAUGAUUUUUUCAUUUCAAGUGUGUAAGAGAUUUUAUACAAUUAAAGACACUAGAAAAGAGUUCAUACAAAAUCAGAGAGUUGUAGAAGAAAUGAAAUCGUGUAGUACAAAGUCUACAAAGUCUGAACGUAAAUUAAAUGUCAGGUUGUCGGACAAAGAAUACGUCGGAUAAAGAAUAUGGUAAGCUUCGUAUGUAUGUUGAAGCAUCAUCUACUGUGUUGGUGGGGAAGAAGAAGAAGAAAUCUGUAUACCCAUGGAAAGUUGUUGUUGUGAAUUAUGAGGGACACUUGAACGAUAAGGCGAUUAAAGAGAAGUUGACUGAGUUUAAUCCGGUGAAGGUACGUAGUUUGUGGGCUCCUAAUGAUGGGUUUAUUAGCCAGGCGAUUGUGGAGUUUACAGAAGAUUGGUCCGACUUAACUGAUGCAAUGUCUUUAGAGAUUGAGUUUAAUAGUAACCAAUUUUGGAAAAAACAUUAUGGUGUGGAUAACCGUGGUGGUUUGGUAAAGGUAGGUAUGUGCUUAUGGGUUGCAAAGGAGGAUGAUUAUAAUUCUGAAUGUCUUAUGGGGCAAAAGUUGAGGAGAACUAGUACCUUGGAAUCUAUUGAGGAUGUUGAAGCCAAAUAUGAGAGGAAAAACAAACAGGAAGUGUCACAACUGAAGAAUGAAGUUUUGGCCUUUUUGGGAGAAGCUCAGUUCACCGUCAAUCAGAGCAGCUACUCUCUUAGGAACUUGACGGCUGAACUUGAACCUAAAUUGAAGAAAAAUUUAGAUUUCAGAUUUAGAAUUUGACUUUGCUUAUUAAUUUUCGGUUUUAUG
This is a messenger RNA of Papaver somniferum (opium poppy), 871 nucleotides long. Its product is annotated as factor of DNA methylation 4-like. The record is from RefSeq and is a predicted model, not a curated record. Gene Ontology annotation, biological process: gene silencing by siRNA-directed DNA methylation. The transcript has 2 exons. Bases 194 to 844 code for a protein of 216 amino acids. Lineage: Eukaryota; Viridiplantae; Streptophyta; Magnoliopsida; Ranunculales; Papaveraceae.